AUGGAGCUCGCCACCGCGGCCGUCGUCUCCACAGCCUCCAUCUCGCGGUCCCAGAGGCGUCGACUCCCCGUCGCCUCGGCCGCCGUAGAGCUCCGCGAGGCCGCCGCAGGUGGUGGAGACUCCGUCCGCGUCAUCGAGACGCCGCAGCCCAACUCCAGUGUUAAGUUCAGCGUGGAGGUGCCUCCCUCGAUAUGCCAGGAGUGCUACCAAACAACUCUUCUCGAGUACUCAAAGCGUUUCAAGGUUCCUGGAUUUCGGCCUGGAAAGAUAGUUCCAGAAAAUGUACUUUUAAAUUACGUUGGACCACAACAUGUACGGGCUGCUACAGUUGAAGCUAUCUUAAGACAUACACUUCCUCAAGCACUGUCCUCGGUAGAAGAGAGGGCAUUAGAAGAUUCUGUGCGCAUUCUCACUAAGUUUGAUGAUAUGAACGAGGCUUUCUCCCUUGACCAUGUCUUUAGAUAUGAUGUUGCUGUGGAUGUUAUUCCUGAAGUCCGUUGGUUAUCUGAAGACAAAUAUAAGAACCUCAAAGUGGUUAUUGAAAUAGAUGAAAUUGUUGAUGCAGAAAAGGCAGCCGAGUUGGAGCUUAAGCGUCGUCGUAAAUCUCUAGGGCUGCUUCGAAUAGUACCUGACAGAGGCCUACAGGUAGGCGAUCUAGUGGUACUGGAUAUAUUGGCUGAAACUAUCACAACCGACGGCUCUAAAGGUGAAAAAAUUCCAUCAGCUGAGAGUACAGGGUUCCACUUGGACACUGAGGAAAAUAAUAAUCUUGUUCCUGGAUUUCUGGGUUCGCUAAUUGGGAUUCGUCCUGGUGAGACUAGAACUUUUCCUAUUCAGUUCCCUGAGUCAUUUGAGCAGGAAACUCUACAAGGUGUCCGUGCCCAGUUUACUGUUGUCUGUAAAGAACUUUUCUUCAGAGAGCUGCCAGAAUUGGAUGAUUCGCUUGCCGCAAAGCUCCUUCCAGGAUGCAAUACCAUCGAUGAGGUUAAGGAACGAAUUUUGGAAAGAUGCAAAGAAGUGGAGAAGACGGCUAUAGAACAAGCAACAGAUAAUGCAAUCCUCGACCAACUGGGAAAGUUGGUAGACGUUGAUGUUCCACGUUCCUUGUUUCAAGAACAAGGUCAACAGUUGUAUGGAGCGAAACUUCUCCAACUUCAGGCAGAAAGGAAGCUAGACAAAGACCAGCUAGCAUCCCUUUCAAGCGAAAAGUCUGUCCAGGAGUACCUGAAAAGUGAGAGGGAGAACAUUGCUAGGAUCAUUAAGCAAAUGUUGGUUGUUGGUGAAAUAUUCAAGGCUGAAAAUUUGCAGUACUCGACAGACCAACUCGUCAAGGAAGUUGAGAACUCUAUAGAAGAGUUCAAACGCUAUAAUCAAGACUACGACGAGGGGAACAUCAAGCAGCAGGUUCAGGAUGUUCUCGAGGCUGCCAAGGUGCUCGAGUGGCUCAAGGAGAACUGCACGAUCGAGUACAUCAAAAAAUGA
Triticum turgidum subsp. durum (durum wheat) is the source of this 1482-nucleotide messenger RNA. The record is from the annotation of a GenBank genome assembly. NCBI's taxonomy places the organism in Eukaryota, Viridiplantae, Streptophyta, Magnoliopsida, Poales, Poaceae.